CUGGCCUGGCAGGCGCGGAGGGAAAGCCAGAGUCGGGAGGAGACUUCUUCGGACGCCGCGGCGGUGCGCAGGCGCCGUGGCCGGACUGGGGACUUUGUUCUCCGCGGAGAAACCCAAGGGCGGUGCCGGUGACUGGCUGCGCACGCGCGCCGCCUCAUUUCCGGUGCUCUCUCUCGCUGGGUCGCUCGGGUCGGCUUCGGUCGCUACCGCUCCCGCUCUCCCACCCCCGCCAACCGCCGGUCGGGCCUCCGUCGCUGCCGCGUCGCUCUCUCGCUCCUUGGUUCGCACAUCCUCCCCGAUGCAGCGCCGGGACGACCCCGCCGCGCGCAUGAGCCGGUCCUCGGGCCGCAGCGGCUCCAUGGACCCCUCCGGUGCCCACCCCUCGGUGCGUCAGACGCCGUCUCGGCAGCCGCCGCUGCCUCACCGGUCCCGGGGAGGCGGAGGGGCAUCCCGCGGAGGCGCCCGGGCCUCGCCCGCUACGCAGCCGCCACCGCUGCUGCCGCCCUCGGCCACGGGUCCCGACGCGACAGUGGGCGGGCCAGCGCCGACCCCGCUGCUGCCCCCUUCGGCCACAGCCUCGGUGAAGAUGGAGCCGGAGAACAAGUACCUGCCAGAACUCAUGGCCGAGAAGGACUCGCUCGACCCGUCCUUCACUCACGCCAUGCAGCUGCUGACGGCAGAAAUUGAGAAGAUUCAGAAAGGAGACUCAAAAAAGGACGAUGAAGAGAAUUACUUGGAUUUAUUUUCUCAUAAGAACAUGAAACUGAAAGAGCGAGUGCUGAUACCUGUCAAGCAGUAUCCCAAGUUCAAUUUUGUAGGAAAGAUUCUUGGACCCCAAGGGAAUACAAUCAAAAGACUGCAGGAAGAGACUGGAGCAAAGAUCUCUGUGCUGGGAAAGGGCUCAAUGAGAGACAAAGCCAAGGAGGAAGAGCUACGCAAAGGUGGAGACCCCAAAUAUGCCCACUUGAAUAUGGAUCUGCAUGUCUUCAUUGAAGUCUUUGGACCCCCAUGUGAGGCUUAUGCUCUUAUGGCCCAUGCCAUGGAGGAAGUCAAGAAAUUUCUAGUACCGGACAUGAUGGAUGAUAUCUGCCAGGAGCAAUUUCUAGAGCUGUCCUACUUGAAUGGAGUACCUGAACCCUCUCGUGGACGUGGGGUGCCAGUGAGAGGCCGAGGAGCUGCACCUCCUCCACCACCUGUUCCCAGGGGCCGUGGUGUUGGACCACCUCGGGGGGCUUUGGUACGUGGUACACCAGUAAGGGGAGCCAUCACCAGAGGUGCCACUGUGACUCGAGGCGUGCCACCCCCACCGACUGUGAGGGGUGCUCCAGCACCAAGAGCACGGACAGCAGGCAUCCAGAGGAUACCUUUGCCUCCACCUCCUGCACCAGAAACAUAUGAAGAAUAUGGAUAUGAUGAUACAUAUGCAGAACAAAGUUACGAAGGCUACGAAGGCUAUUACAGCCAGAGUCAAGGGGACUCAGAAUAUUAUGACUAUGGACAUGGGGAGGUUCAGGAUUCUUAUGAAGCUUAUGGCCAGGACGACUGGAAUGGGACCAGGCCGUCGCUGAAGGCCCCUCCUGCUAGGCCAGUGAAGGGAGCAUACAGAGAGCACCCAUAUGGACGUUAUUAAAAACAAACAUGAGGGGAAAAUAAGAGUUAUGAGCAAAGUUGUUACUGAUUUCUUGUAUCUCCCAGGAUUCCUGUUGCUUUACCCACAACAGACAAGUAAUUGUCUAAGUGUUUUUCUUCGUGGUCCCCUUCUUCUCCCCACCUUAUUCCAUUCUUAACUCUGCAUUCUGGCUUCUGUACGUAGUAUUUUAAAAUGAGUUAAAAUAGAUUUAGGAAUAUUGAAUUAAUUUUUUAAGUGUGUAGAUGCUUUUUUCUUUGUUGUUUAAAUAUAAACAGAAGUGUACCUUUUAUAAUAAAAAAAGAAGUUGAGUAAAAAAAAAACACAAACCUGUUAGUUUCAAAAGUGACUUUGCUUGCUUAAAGGUUCUGAAGUAAAGGCUUGUUAACUUUCUCUUAGUUUUGAUUUGAGGCAUCCCGUAAAGUUGUAGUUGCAGAAUCCCAAACUAGGCUACAUUUCAAAAUUCAGGGCUGUUUAAGAUUUAAAAUCACAAACGUUAACGGCAGUAGGCACCACCAUGUAAAAGUGAGCUCAGACGUCUCUAAAAAAUGUUUCCUUUAUAAAAGCACAUGGCGGUUGAAUCUUAAGGUUAAAUUUUAAUACGAAAGAUCCUCAUGAAUUAAAUAGUUGAUGCAAUUUUUAACGUUAAUUGAUAUAAAACAACAACAAAAUUAGGCUUGUAAAACUGACUUUUUCAUUACGUGGGUUUUGAAAUCUAGCCCCAGACAUACUGUGUUGAGAGAUACUUAGGGGGAGGGAGUAGGUUUUGAAGAGGUUGAUGGUGGUGGGGAGGGAAGGCCUCCUGAAUUGAGUUUGAUGCAAAGCUUUUUAGCCAUGAAGAAUCUUUCAGUCAUAGGAUUAAUAAUUAAAUUUUCAGUAUUUAAAAAGACAAAAUAUUUUGUCCAUUUGAGAUUCUGCACUCCAUGAAAAGCUCACUUGGACGCUGGAGCCAAAAGCUGAUGAUUUUCUUAAGUUGACGGUUGUCAAUAUCGAACUGUUCCCAAGUUAGUCAAGUAUGUCUCAACACUAGCAUGAUAUAAAAAGGGACACUGCAGCUGAAUGAAAAAGGAAUCAAAAUCCACUUUGUACAUAAGUUAAAGUCCUAAUUGGAUUUGUACCGUCCUCCCAUUUUGUUCUCGGAAGGUUAAAUGCUACAUGUGUAAGUCUGCCUAAAUAGGUAGCUUAAACUUAUGUCAAAAUGUCUGCAGCAGUUUGUCAAUAAAGUUUAGUCCUUUUUUAAUCAAA
Messenger RNA from Piliocolobus tephrosceles (Ugandan red Colobus), 2872 nucleotides. It is a transcript of the gene KHDRBS1, whose product is annotated as KH RNA binding domain containing, signal transduction associated 1. Gene Ontology annotation, molecular function: mRNA binding; poly(A) binding. The transcript has 9 exons. Bases 299 to 1630 code for a protein of 443 amino acids. Lineage: Eukaryota; Metazoa; Chordata; Mammalia; Primates; Cercopithecidae. Gene Ontology annotation, biological process: regulation of alternative mRNA splicing, via spliceosome. Gene Ontology annotation, cellular component: nucleus. The record is from RefSeq and is a predicted model, not a curated record.